CUGGGCGAAACUCUGGCCAGAUUGCUGGGAAGCGACAAUUUAGGAUCUUGCUGUUGUGAAUGCUGCUGGAAGUGUAAACCGCAGAACCGGGGAAAAAAAAGUUCCUCACAUUCUUUGCGAAGUCGAGCUGGGGGCGUUGGGUUUGGCAAUAACGUAUAAAGGCUGUGGAGUCAGACACCCCUGAACCGUCUCGGUGUCCAAUCUCCCUGAAUCAUCUUGCUCUGACUUCCAGCUGCUCGUUUGCCCCAGCACAUUUUCUCUUUGGGAAUGUCUGCAUCCAGCUCUGAUGACUCAAACAGCAGGAGACCAUUAGCUUCCUACGUUGGUCGGAGAAUCACCCCCUCCAAUGACUCCAAUGCUGGAGAGAAUGAAGUACUUGACUUUGAGUACUUUGGACUCACCCCUAGAGGACCACCCAACCUGGAAGAUUUUCUCGAGGUAUGGAACGUUGAUGUCCACCCAAAUCCAGAUGACGUUAACAAGAAACAGCAUCAUACAGAGCUCUACGACUGCAGGAAUCUGAUUGUGAGACGUGGCCAGCCUUUCCAGAUCACUAUCACCUUCAACCGUGCUUAUGAUUCAGGAAAGGACAAGCUUUGGGUUGAGUUUUUGAUAGGUCAAUACCCAGACAUCACCAAACAAACUUACGCUCCGGUUUACAUCCAAGAACAAUUGGAGAAAGGAAAAUGGGGAGCCAUGGUAACGUCAACCAGGACCAACACACUCAGUCUCUCAAUCGUAUCCCCUCCGCAUUGCAUUGUGGGGCGAUUCAGAAUGUAUUUAGCUGUGAUGACCCCAUAUGGAAUCCGCAGAACUGCGAGAGAUUCUGAAACAGAUAUCUAUGUUAUCUUCAACCCUUGGUGUAGAGAGGAUGCAGUUUAUCUGGAUAAUGACAGAGAAAAUGAAGAGUAUGUCUUAAACGACGCUGGUCGCAUUUACUAUGGGAAGUUUACAGAAAUAAUCUCUAGGCCUUGGAUUUUUGGUCAGUUUGAAAGAGGUAUAUUGGAUUCAUGUAUUUACAUACUGGACAGGGCACGAAUGCCUUUGCAAACAAGAAGUUGUCCAAUUAAAGUCAGCCGAGUUGCAUCUGCAAUGAUUAAUUCUAAAGACGAUGGUGGUGUUCUUGUUGGAUGUUGGGAUGGUAUAUACACUAAUGGAGUGGCACCCACAGCCUGGAAUAGCAGUGUCGAAAUCUUAUUGCAGUAUUUCGAGACUCAGCUGCCAGUUUGUUAUGGACAGUGCUGGGUCUUUGCUGCAGUUUUUAACACAGUUCUUCGCUGCCUGGGAAUACCUGCAAGACUGGUAACAAACUUCUCCUCCGCUCAUGACAAUAAUGCUAACUUAACCACUGACAUCAUUCUGGAUGAAAACGGGAAGAAGGACAUGAAUUUGACUAAGGACUCGAUCUGGAACUAUCAUUGCUGGAAUGAAUGUUGGAUGUCCAGAUAUGACCUGCCACCAGGUUAUGAUGGGUGGCAAGUUGUGGAUGCCACGCCUCAGGAAACAAGUGAAGGCAUGUUUAGGUGUGGACCAGCUUCUGUUAAUGCCAUAAAACACGGACAGGUUUACUUUCCAUAUGAUGCUCCUUUCAUUUACGCAGAGGUAAACAGUGACGUUGUAUACUGGAACAGACAGAAGGAUGGUUCCCUGAUUAAAGGUAACGUGAAGACUGAUGAAGUUGGAAUGUUAAUUCUUACCCAGGAGAUUGGAUCUGAUGGUAGAAAAGACAUCACAGAUCAAUAUAAGUACCCAGAGGGCAGUCAGGCAGACAGGGCGGCACAAGGUACAGCGAUCCAAUAUGGUAUUAAGAAGGAAGAGGCUGUAGCUGAGACAGCAGUGGACGCAACAUUAAAUGUGCAUGUUCCUGAAAAAAUUCUGCUAGGCACCACCUUCGAUGUUGGCAUAGAGCUGCAAAACAACAGCAGUGAGAAACAACAUAUGACUCUCCAUCUCAAUGGCUGCGUGGUGUUCUACACAGGAGUCCCGAAAAUAAAAAUCAAGGACAAAACCAUUAAAGCGAUGGUGGAACCUCAUCAGGUUUAUCAGACACAAGUGAAGAUCAAGUCAAAGGAUUAUGAGGAUCACCUUGUUGAACAGUCCAUUCUGCACUUUCUCGUCAGUGGACAUGUAGCUGAAACAGAACAGACUCUUGCCGCCCAGAAGAUUGUAACCCUGCAAAUUCCACAGCUGAACUUAAGAGCUGAGGGACCAGCGGUGUAUGGACGUGAGACAAUCAUAAUUAUUGAAUUUACAAACCCUCUCAAAAAGCCUCUGGAAGAGGUGAUUCUCCGCGUUGAUGGGCUUGACACACUGAAGCCUAAGUUAAAAAUAUUCAGCUCCAUCCCAGAAAGUGCCACCUUAACGACAAAGGAGUUGUUUGUACCCUGGAGGCGCGGCACCCGGAAGGUGAUUGCGAGUCUUGACUGCAAGGCCUUGAGGCAGGUUGUCGGAGAGUUGGAAUUGAAUGUCAUAUAGGAAAGGGAGAUGGGAACAAGCCCAGAAUCUUCUCUUAAUCGCGUGAAAGAAGAGUUUCAUGAAGAAGCAGUUUGGAGCGUGUGUUAAAUGAUAAGCUUAAGAUGGAAUUCUGACCUAUGCAUGCUCUAUUUUGGAACUUGUUUCUCAUGCUGCCAUGUCUCCGUAGUUUUUUUCACUUCAGCCAAUAUUGAAUUAGUGACAGCGCUCGUCCUUGUUACAUUUUACAUUCGCUGCCCCACAACAUAUUUCGAACUUUGUAGUGCUUAUUUUAUUGUAUUUUGGAUAUUGAUAAACCAGAGCAGGUCUUAUAUGAAUAGGUUGUUAUUCCUCUUUGCCUGCGGCUAUACGGUCCUGAGACUUUUUUUGAAGUAACAUAAUCUACUAAAAUGUGUCAAAGAGAGUUUAGCUCCGAAGGAUAUAACCAUGCAUCUUGUUACUUCUUAAGUAUCUGAAAUAAAGGGCUUCUUUCCCUCCUACUUCCCUUUGCUCCCUCCAUUUCCAUUCUGGAGUACAGAUCCACCGAUACCAGCCACAUUUUCUUUCAUCUGAAUUGUCGUUUUUCAUGUGUGAGCCCAUAUGGUGAUCACCAGCAGAAUGUUCAACUUCAAGGGGCAUCACAUUUCAACCCAAUCCCGCUUCCAUGUGAUGCCCACCCACACACACAGUUCAUCACUUGCAGUUGCUCCUUUUACCUGCAGUGGAGACUGAUUAACAGAUCUACAGCCUGUUGUGGAGAUGUGGGGUGGAAAGAGGGGCAGGAGGGUGCCUGGGGAGGUGCAGUGUGUAGCUGGGAGCUACAGAACCUUCUAUGUUUUUGACUCUCUCCGAGUGGAGACUCUGCUCCCUAUGUUCGCAGCAUCAAAGGUAUUCUGAUUUCUAUUUUAAUAUUGCCAUUAAUCUGUUUUCUUUUCCUUAAAAUGCAAUAUAAAACACAAUAUUGAAUAUUUCUAUGUUAUUUUACCGAUGUAACCGAUAAAAAAACGCUAAAUUUGUUUCAGCUAGCAGUUUUUAAGGUUUUGUCUUAUAGGGGUUGGUUAAAUAGGGCUAGGGUCAAAGGUUAUGGAAGACCAGUGGAGUUGUAUAUCAGGCUUCCUAAACCUUUACUGUUUAAAUACCAGUGUGUCUGUACCAGCUGUUUGCCAGGAUGCCACCCCAUUCUCUCCCUGUAGAGUGCAUCCCACUCAACAGAUUCAUUCUCACGAACUAUCCCACCCCACAUCCCGGCCAGCUGAGUACUUACAGCCACUGCUAUUACAAGGGCCUGCACCUGUAAAACCACGUCCAUAAGUCCAACCACUUUGAACAGUGGUCACGCUGCAAAUAGCAACACGACUCAAGGCCCACACCCUGGCUAGUUGGACUUGUCUCCUUGGCAACCGAGGACCAUUGCAAUAUUUAGUGUAACACAGCUUCAUGCUACCAGUGGUGUGCAUCCCACCCCCCCCCCCACCGCCCCCAAACAACCCCAUCCCUACCACCGCAUUGCCCCAAACCGUAAAUCUGGAUUAUGUGGCUGUAGGACAUAUGUCGGUCUGAAUAAGUUGUGUUUGAGUUGUACCUAAGCACAGGUAAAAGACUGUACAUUCUGGGCCUCCGUCCGCAGUAUCUGGACCAGCAAGUUUCCCCUUAUAGACACCACACCUGAAUAUACCAAUAGAUGGAGUGGCAGGCUCAUGCAAGAGGGAAGACGUCAUUGUGUUGUGCCUUCACCUAGUGCCGCAAGAACAGUGAUCCAAACUAGUGGCAUCCCAGAAUGGGGAGCUUUCAUUCCUGUUACCGCCACUAAAUUAACCAACAAUAACAAGCUGCAUUUAUAUAGCAUGUUUAACAUAGCAAAUUGGGCAAGGUGCUUCACAGGAGUAUUAUCAAACAAAAGUUGCCACUGAGUCACAUAGCAGCUGUUAGGACAAGCGAUAGGGAUAGGCUUUAAGGGGCCUCUUAAAGGAGGAGAGAAAGGGAGAAAGUUUAAGGGGAGGGAAUUCCAGAGUUUAGGGUCUAGGGACCUGAAGGCACGAUUGUAAUUGGCGGUCCGAUUAAAUCCUCGUCUGAACUACGGAACUCUCCUCCACUAGUAUAAAUUUCGGGAGGCUCCAUUACAAAUCCACCUAGUGGAGUGCAGAUCAAUGACUUGGGAUUGGAAAUCAGCACAGCAGUUGGCAGUGUGGUCUACACAUCAAAGCCCCACAAAAUUUACCAUAAGUUCUUUUUAGGGGGCCACAAGUGAUAUGUUGCAGAGGAAAUAUGUCUUAAAGAAUAUAGCAGUUUGUUCGAAUACAUGUCCCUGUGAGCAGUUUUGCCUGUUCACAGUGCUUAUUAAGAGAUCACAGACUGUCAUGAUUCCUGAUAGGCAUUCCCAGUGGGUGAGCCUCUGUGCUGGGAAUGCACAUUCAUAAAAUUCUCCCUAAUAGAAUUGAUGGUACAUUAUAAUGGAGCUUUAUUGGUAGGUCUGUAUCUUAUUGUAUUACACAUGUUCUUAUAAUGUGCACAAUCAUUAUCCCAAGCUGAUUGCUAAUAAAACUAACUCUGCUCUA
Messenger RNA from Carcharodon carcharias (great white shark), 5006 nucleotides. RefSeq names its product coagulation factor XIII A chain-like. NCBI's taxonomy places the organism in Eukaryota, Metazoa, Chordata, Chondrichthyes, Lamniformes, Lamnidae. The record is from RefSeq and is a predicted model, not a curated record. The coding region runs from base 268 to 2475 and encodes 735 amino acids. Gene Ontology annotation, molecular function: protein-glutamine gamma-glutamyltransferase activity. The transcript is spliced from 15 exons. Gene Ontology annotation, biological process: blood coagulation, fibrin clot formation; peptide cross-linking.